Molecule: messenger RNA, 2268 nt
Organism: Condylostylus longicornis
Lineage: Eukaryota; Metazoa; Arthropoda; Insecta; Diptera; Dolichopodidae
Product: heat shock 70 kDa protein-like
Biological process (GO): protein refolding; cellular response to unfolded protein
Cellular component (GO): cytoplasm
Molecular function (GO): misfolded protein binding; ATP binding; ATP-dependent protein folding chaperone
Source: RefSeq, a predicted model, not a curated record
CUUCAACAUCAAUUAAUCAAAAUGUCUGACGGUCCAGCCAUCGGCAUCGAUCUCGGCACAACCUACUCUUGUGUCGGCGUGUGGAAAAAUGACACAGUCGAAAUUAUUGCGAACGACCAGGGAAAUAGAACGACUCCAAGUUACGUCGCGUUCACGGACACCGAGCGUUUAAUCGGCGACGCCGCAAAAAAUCAGGUCGCAAGAAACCCUGAGAACACUGUCUUUGAUGCGAAACGGCUGAUCGGCCGAAAGUUCAAUGAAGCCGCCGUGCAAUCAGACAUGAAGCACUGGCCCUUCAAAGUGAGAUCGGGCGAAGGCGACAAGCCUUUGAUCGAAGUUUCCGUUAACGGCGAGACGAAAUCCUUCCAUCCUGAGGAAAUCUCCGCCAUGGUCCUGCAGAAGAUGCGCGAAAUUGCAGAGUCGUAUUUGGGAAAGUCCGUUAAGAACGCAGUUAUCACGGUUCCUGCAUAUUUCAACGAUUCUCAACGUCAAGCGACAAAGGACGCCGGAACCAUCGCUGGCAUGAACGUGAUGCGCAUUAUCAACGAACCUACUGCCGCCGCCAUUGCUUACGGCCUUGACAAGAAAACUGAAGGCGAAAAGAAUGUUCUCAUUUUCGAUCUUGGAGGAGGUACAUUCGAUGUCUCUCUCUUGAACAUUGAAGAUGGAAUCUUCGAAGUCAAGGCAACAGCAGGUGACACGCAUUUGGGAGGUGAAGAUUUCGACAACAGACUUGUCGAUUUCUGCGUCCAAGACUUCAAGCGCAAAAAUCGUGGCAAAGACAUCGCCGGAAACCAUCGGGCACUCCGUCGUCUUCGUACUCAAUGCGAACGUGCCAAGCGAACAUUGUCCUCGUCAACACAAGCAACCAUUGAAAUCGACUCCCUGUACGAAGGAAUUGACUACAGUGCCACUCUUUCACGUGCCCGCUUUGAGGAGCUUUGCAUGGACUACUUCCGUGGUUGCAUCAGUCCCGUAGAAAGUGUUCUUCGUGAUGGUAAAGUCGAUAAGCGCUCAGUUCAUGAAGUCGUUCUUGUUGGUGGAUCCACUCGAAUUCCAAGAAUCCAACAACUCAUCACUGAGUUCUUCAACGGCAAGGAGCCCUGCAAGUCAAUCAAUCCAGACGAGGCUGUUGCCUACGGUGCUGCCGUCCAGGCUGCAAUUCUUUCUGGAGAAACCUCAUCCGCUGUUCAAGAUCUCCUGUUGUUGGACGUCGCUCCACUUUCUCUUGGACUCGAAACAGCUGGUGGUGUGAUGACUGUCCUCAUCCCCCGUAACCAAACCAUUCCAACCAAGAAGUCCCAAACAUUCACAACAUACUCCGAUAACCAAACAUCUGUGCUUAUUCAAGUCUUCGAGGGGCGAGCGUCAAUUCACAAGGACAACAACCUGCUCGGGAAGUUUAACCUGAAUGGAAUCCCUCCUGCUCCUCGUAACGUGCCACAAAUCGAUGUCACUUUCGAUAUUGAUGCCAACGGUAUCCUGAAUGUCAACGCUGUAGAGAAAAAGACAGGACAAUCGAGCAAGAUCACAAUCACCAACGAGAAAGGCAGAUUGUCGCAAAAUGAAAUCGAUCGUAUGGUUGCUGAAGCAGAGAAAUACAAAGCUGAAGACGAAGCACAGAAGGAACGUAUCGACUCGAAGAACGCCCUCGAGAACUAUUGCUUCUCAAUGAGAUCGACCCUCGAUGAGGAGAAAAUGAAAACCGUCAUAGAUGCAGGUGACAGGGAGAAGGCUGAAGUAGCUAUCAAGGAAUCCCUUGAUUGGUUGGAACGUAACCAGUUGGCCGAGAAGCCAGAAUUUGAUGCUAAAAUGAAGGAGUUGGAGGCUGUCUGCAACCCGAUCAUGAUGAAGGCGUAUCAGGCCGCAGGUGCUGAUGGUAUGCUGGCGCUGAAGGAAUGGGGUGGUGGCGCUCAUGCGCAACCAACCAACGGUCCAAACUCGAGUAUUUCAGAACGGGUUGAGGUUCAUCAUCUUCUGAGCACACACUAUCCGAGUCCCGGAGCUUGCGAUCCUGUCCGCAAACAACAGAAGCGUCAAGACGACAAUGAAAAGGAAGUGGAAAUGGAACACGUACCCGAUCACGCGCUUCGUCCUUUGCAAGAAUCUCAGCAUUUGCCUUCAAUCGCUCCCUAUGAGCCACCAAGUAGCAGGCGGAAGCAAGGGCGUGGAUUGGACCCCAAAUCUCUUGGUCCAUCACCAGAGUCUCAAUGCGCAACUGCAUACUCGGCUUCAGAUCUCGAACCGCAAUUUCAAGCUGCACGAUAG